CUUCUGCCCUAUCAACAGGCCAAGGCAGUUUCUUUAUUCAUUAAUGGGAAUCACAGCACAAAGAGGGGACUCCCACUUCACAGCAGAGUGAGUGAGGAGUAUGAAGUGGUAUCUACUGUCAGAAAAGGGUAGGGUAGGAUGGAGUAGGUCAUGUAGAGCCUCAUGGGUCACUGAAGAAACCAGUAUUUCAUAGAAUGAUAAGAAAGUUUGAUUAAGAGGUAACAAACUAAUUUACAUAUUAGAUAUGUGACUCUAGAUUCAAGACUGAGAAGAGACCAUGAAGUGUCAGCAGGAAGAAGUGGGAAGCUGGAGCAGAGAGCCAGGAUGCUGGCUGGACCAGCAGUCUCUUUGGGCACAGUGAGAAGGGCCAGAUUACAGGUCUGUUUACAAGCCAGUGUCAGGGCUGCAGCAAUGGCUCAGUGGGUAAAGCAGUGAGGACCUUAGCUCUGAUCCACAGCAUCCUCACAGAUGCCUGCUGGGCGUGGCUACAGGCUUGUGAUCCCAGAGCUCAGGAGGAGGAAACAGGAAGUCCCCCCAGCUGUCUAAGUAGCUAGACUAACCAUAUUCAUACAUUCUCAAAUCAUACACAUGCACACACAUGUGACUUCACAUGCACAUGAACAUGUAUGUACACACACCAUAAACCUAAAGGAAAAACAUGAAUGUUAGUAGGAGCCAAAUACCAGAUUUGAGAUUUAGAAGAGUCCAGGAGUGAGAAAAGCCCCAGGGUGUGGGGCCUGACAGCCACUUCCUGAAAUGAAGAGCUUGUGAUCUGGACAGGCUCCAGUGAAGAGAGGGAGUGCAGAGAUCCAGAGCACAAAUCUGGGAGAUCAGGCGUUUUUGCUGAACUGGGACCUGUUGGCAAACCUGGGGGGGGUGCGCUUUAGUAGAUGAAGUGAGGCUCAGACAUGAGGCCUGCACUUAGGAGGAGGGGCCACUGCAGGCCUGGAAGAAGCUCUCAAACCUGACUCUGCAGAGACUUCACAACAGGAAAUGAGCUGAACAAAGUUCAACCUCUACUCACGGGGUUCAGAGGAAGAACAUCGGCACAGGCUCUGAUGCCGGGCUUCCUGGAGGACUUCCUGGCUUCCAGAGUCUCUCUCACUUUUGAAGAAGAUAAUUUGGCCAGAGAUUCACACAUCAGUGGUCCCCAGUGGAGGAGCAGGGUUUCUCCAGGAGUGAAUGACAGCAAUCACAGGAUCCACUGCAGCAGAUCAAUUUACAAUUGUUUUCCUGCUACAUGAAGCCACCCCACAACUUAAACCCUCUUAAAUCCAAGGACAGAGCCUGCUAUGAUCUCCAUCAUCCCCCUCCCACAGGAAGCAGCCAAUGAAAGAGUCCUCAGGGUCAGACAAAUGACCUUAAUGACCUAAAAAAAGGAAACUUAGACAAACUGAGAAACCGCUGGCUCAGCAUAACAGCACACUUGCCUGACAGGAAGGCCAAAGCAGUAAAGAGAACUUCCUCUGGCUUUGUUCAUGAAACUACAGAGAACACAUCCACUGAUAAACUUCACUUCCCAGAGUUCCCUUUUCUGCCCUAUAAAGACCAAGCCCCUGCACCUGGACACACAGGCUCCAUCCCCAGGAAAGACCUGAGCCCUUUCGUUGUUCUGAUCAGAGGACAAUCUGUCCCUGUAGAGGCUGCUCUGCAUUUUCUUUAUUUCCAGGAUUCCCCCAUCAGUUCUGAUCAAACACCCUUUCCUAGAGCAGAAAUGGGUGGCAGAGACAAGAAUUCACUGGCCUCCUGCUUGGAGUUAUACUAGAAGGAAGAUGUGAAGUUGUAUGGGAUUUAGCUGCACAUCCAGGCAUCGUCUGAGGGCUCUGUCACCAUGGGAACAGCUCAGUCCAAGAAGGCAAGUAGCUCAAAGGAGGCUCAGUAUAGGCGUCUACGGUUCUUGGAACAUAUCCGACACACAAGGAGACAGAUGAGACUGGAGAUGCAAGGGAUCAAAGUCCAGGCCGAGAAGGACUUGAUGCUAACUGAAACCAGCAUGCAAUUCAUUGAAUGGAUGAAUGCCAGGGAACAAUUGUGCAUGAGCCAAGAAGCCUGGAGACACUUUCAGAGCUCAAAAAAGAAAUCUGAUGAAUGGGAGUCUGAGGACUCUGGAUUCAGAAGCAGAGAACAUUCUUCCUCCACAACCAUAAGCACAGCCAGCAUGCAGGUCCUUGAAUGGACAGAUACCGAGAAACGAUUGAGCACAGACCAUGAAUCUCAGAGACAUUUUCAGAUAUCAAAGAAGAAACUUGAUGAAUGGGAACCUGUGAAGUCUGGAUUCAGAAGCAAAGCUCUCAAUUUGAUUAUUUCCUGCCAUCUAGUUCUCAUGGGAAGUGUUCCAAAAAUAUGCCAGAACCUUGAAGAAAAUGAUGAUCUUUGUAAGACAGAGACCUUGAAAACAGAGGGCUUGCUCCAAAACUUCACACAACUACUACUCCUACAAAAAUCUUGUCCAAGAGACUGGGAGAGCAUGGUCGGGAAAAGCUGGUAUCAAUGUGUAGCAGAGAAGAGAGGACGUAUGAUUGAGAUCCAAGACUUCUUUCACCUAAGCCCAGAUACACAGGAAACGCCUCAAUUAGUUGUAUUACAGGGGGCUGCUGGCAUUGGGAAGUCAACACUAGCCAGGCAGGUGAGGAGAGCAUGGGGGGAAGGCCAGCUCUACAGGGAUCACUUCCAGCAUGUCUUCUACUUCAGCUGCAGAGAGCUGGCCCAGUGCAAGCAACUGAGCCUGGCUAAGCUCAUAGCAAAAGACCAGACUGUGCCCCCAGUUCCCAUCAGGCAGAUCUUGUCUCACCCUGAGAAGCUGCUCUUCAUCCUAGAUGGCAUAGAUGAGCCAGCAUGGGUCUUGGAAGAUCAGAAUCCUGAGCUGUGUCUGCACUGGAGUCAGACACAGCCUGUGCACACACUUCUGGCCAGUUUGCUGGGGAAAUCCAUCAUUCCUGAGGCUUCCUUGCUGCUCACAGUUCGGACCACAGACCUGAAUAAGAUCAUUCCUUCUUUGGGACAGCCACAUUGGGUGGAAGUCCUGGGCUUCUCUGAGUCUGGACGGAAGGAAUAUUUCUACAAAUAUUUUUCAGAAAAAGGAGGAGCAAUUAAAGCUUUUAGCUUGGUUGCCUCAGACCCAGUACUCUCAACACUGUGUGAGGUGCCCUGGGUGUCCUGGCUGGUCUGUACUUGUCUGAAGCAGCAGAUGGAACAGGGGAGACAACUCUCACUCCCCUCAAAGACCACCACAGCCCUCUGUCUGAAAUACCUUUCCCUGAUUCUCCCAGACCAAGCCCUGUUAACCCAGCUCAGAGGGCUCUGCUCACUGGCUGCUAAGGGAAUCUGCAGAAGAAGGACCCUGUUCAGUGAGAGAGAUCUCUGUGAACAAGGGUUAUCUGGUGAUGUCAUUGGCACUUUUCUGAAGAUUGGUAUCCUUCAAAAGCAGCCCAGCUCUCUGAGCUUCAGCUUUUCCCACUUGUGUCUCCAGGAGUUCUUUGCAGCAAUGUUCUGCAUCUUGAAGAAUAAUGAGGAGAAAUGUGGUGAUAUGAAAAUAGACAGAAUUGUGAAAACACUGAUAGAAGUGUAUGGGAGAGAUGACCUGUUUGAGGCACCCACCAUUCGCUUCCUGUUUGGCCUGUUGAGUAAACAAAGGGUAAAAGAAAUGGAGAAGAUCUUCAUCACCCGCUUACCUCUGGACACCAUCUGGAAAAUGCUAUAUAAAGCCAGGGCAUUGCCCGAGCACCUGCAUCUCUGUUCUCUGGGGUUGUUUCACUGUUUUUAUGAGACUCAGAAUGAGGGGUUCCUAACAAAGGUGAUGCACGAUCUUCAAACAAUAAAGGUUUGUGACCCAACAGAUAUGGCUUACCCAGUGUUCCAGACAAAUGUGAACCACCUGGUGGUCCAGACAGACAUGGAGCUCAUGGUGUUCACUUUCUGUAUUAAGUUCUGCCGCCAUGUGAAGAGACUUCAGCUGAGUGGUUAUGGACAGCAGAGACCAACACUGUUGGCCCCCAGGAUGGUUCUGUCGAGGUGGAUCCCUUUCACAGAUACCAGUUGGCAGAUUCUCUUCUCCACUCUUGAGAUCACAGGAAGCCUGGAGGAGCUGGACCUAAGUGGAAACCCAAUGAGCUACUUGUCACUGUGGAGACUUUGUAGGACCCUGAGAUGCCCUGGAUGUCGCCUAAAGAGAUUGUGGCUUGUCAACUGUGGCCUCACAUCCAGCCACUGUGAGGACCUGGCCUCAGUGCUCAGUGCCAGCUCCAGCCUGACUGAGCUAGACCUGCAGCUGAAUGACCUGGGAGACCUUGGUGUGAGGCAGCUGUGUAAGGGGCUCAGGAAUCCUGCCUGCAACAUCACAAUCCUGCGGCUGGACCUGGCUUCUCUCAGUGACCAGGUGAUGACAGAGCUCAGGCUCCUAGAGGCAAAGAAUCCAUGGCUGCUCAUCUCCAGCAUAUGGUGUAGGGAGUCACAUGUACCCACUAAGGACCCAGAUGGAGAAGAAAUGGGUGAGACCUCGAUCUCAAUCAAGCAGCAGAGACUACAGUCAGGACACAAACACAUGAAGCCACAGGGGACUGACGAUGACUUCUGGGGUCCUACAGGGCCUGUGACUACUGAGGUGAUUGACGGAGAGAGGAACCUGUACCGAGUUCAGUUCCCUAUGCCUGGUUCCUACCACUGUCCCAACACAGGACUCCACUUUGUGGUGACGAGGGCCGUGACCAUCGAGAUUGGAUUCUGUGCCUGGAGCCAACACCUGGACAAGAUUCACUUGCAGUACAUAUACAUGGUGGCUGGGCCUCUGUUUGAUAUCAAGGCUGAGCGGGGAGCUGUGGCUGCUGUGCACCUCCCUCACUUUGUGGAUCUCCAAGAGGGACAGGUGGACAUCUCCUCGUUCCGUGUGGCCCACUUUCAAGAACAUGGGAUGGUCCUAGAAACUCCAGCCAGAGUGGAACGGCAUUACGCAGUGCUGGAAAACCCAAGCUUCUCCCCAGUGGGAGUUCUAAUGAGAAUGAUCCCUGGCUUUGUACGCUUCAUCCCCAUCACUUCCAUCACACUGAUCUACUAUCACCUCAAUCCCAAGGAUGUGACAUUUCACCUCUACCUGGUCCCCAAUGACUGCACCAUUCGGAAGGCCAUUGAUGAUGAAGAAAUAAAAUUCCGAUUUGUUCGAAUAAACAAGCCACCCCCAGUAGACUCCCUUUAUAUUGGUUCCCGCUACAUCAUAUCUGGUUCCAGGAAGCUGACAAUCAUCCCAAAGGAACUGGAGCUGUGCUACCGGAGCACUGGGGAAUCCCAGCUCUUCUCGGAGAUCUGUGUUGGUUGUAUGGGUUCAGGGGUUAAUCUGCAAAUCAAAGACAAGAAGAAUAAGAAACUUAUAUGGGAAGCCUUGCUGAAACCAGGGGAUCUCAGACUUGCACAGCUCAUGAUGCCUGCAGUUCACAAAGCCCUAGAUGCUCCCGCCUUGCUACACUUUGUGGACCAGCAUCGGGAGCAGCUGGUGGCCCGAGUGACAUCAGUGGACCCUCUCCUGGACAAGCUGCAUGGUCUGGUGCUGAGGGAAGAGGAAUAUGAGGCUGUACGGGCUGAAGUUACUAACCAAGACAAGAUGCGGAAGCUUUUCAGCCUCAGCAGGUCCUGGAGCAGGACCUGCAAAGACCAAGUCUACCGAGCUCUGAAGGAGACCCAUCCUCACCUGAUCAUGGACCUCUUUGAGAAGUCAGGCGGGAUCUCUGAGGGAUGAGCACUCUCCUUUGAGUCCUGGCUCUGCCUGACCUUCCUUUGGCCCUCGAUUUCUCUGUUUACAAACCAGUGGCCACCUGAGUUGCCUUUCUGAUGCCACUGUUUCCAGGACAGCUCUUUGUGGACCCAGAUGUUUCCUUUUGGCCUUGCCCAGCCUGUUGAUGUGGGAUGAGCAUCUCAGGAAACUUCCAACAGAGUCAGCAAGUCUAUUCAGGCCUUGGCCAGCCUGCUCUUAUGAGUGACCAGUCUCAAAACCACCUGACCAACCAUGACACAAGCAGAACUGGGAGCAUGGGGAUGGAGACAAUGAGAUGGUGCUUUCCCUGGAAAGUAAAUUCUUAUGAAUAGGGAAGGAAGGGGGCUUCUUAAACAUUUCCUGCCUCUUUUUCCCAAAUAAAUUUUAUAUAACCCUAGGUAUAUAGAUAUAUAAGAAUAUAAAACGAACAUUUUUUACUGAAUUUCAAUCUUAAAUAAAUUUAUAUUAAAAUAACUUCUUGUUGUAUUAUAGUUUACAAUUUGAUAAAGAUGACACCAAAUUUGAAAACUACCGAGGUGGAUUAUUUUUUUGCAUAAUGAAUUAAAUCUCUGUUGAAGAUUUGAUGCUGUAAGAUAUAGGUAAACUUCAAUGUGUCUCAGAGUUGGUGAAUUGUACUGAUAUUUCCUUUGUAUUUUAAUAAAUAAAGCUUGCCUGAA
Molecule: messenger RNA, 6417 nt
Organism: Myodes glareolus (Bank vole)
Lineage: Eukaryota; Metazoa; Chordata; Mammalia; Rodentia; Cricetidae
Source: RefSeq, a predicted model, not a curated record